AUGAACGAAAAAGAUCAAUUAAAUUUUGCUUUGACAUGUAAAUGGAUUUAUGGUGUUUUCAGAAUUUAUCAUGUUGGUUACAAUUCACCUCGUUGGGUUCCUAUCAAUUUUAUUUCAAACGGGGUUGACUUUGCUGCUGCUUCAUCUUCUCCGUUAGCUGCGGAUGACGAUCGUUUAGGAGAUCCAAGUGUACCCCCCGCGGCAAAUUAUCGUGAUGGUGUAUUAGUAGAUGGUAAAUUAUACCUAACAAUUCUUGAAGAAGAGUCACCAAUUUGUUGGAUCUUGGACUUUGACGAAAGAAUUCCGUUAUGUUGGACACGAGAAAAGGUUACUUUUGCCGAAUCCAUCUCAUUAUUUGAAGAUUCUAAUAGUGAAGUAUUGGAAGGUUAUGCUGAAGAUAAUAUUAAUGUUCAUAAACCUGAAAAGGUGUUAAAAGGCAAAUAUCAACCGUUGCGAUCAACGGUCGCUACAGCUAUCCCGCCAAUUAUUUAUUUAUUUGGUGGAGAAUGUUUAGCUACCGGAGAACCCAGUUGUACACUAUAUGAAUUGAACACGAAAAAUAUGAUCCUUAGUGAAGUAAUGGGUCAAGGUGGUGAUUUACCUCCCGCGCGUAAAAUGCAUUCUUUGGAUGUUAUAAACGAUCGUUGUUUGGUGUUAUUUGGUGGAAGAUGUAAAAUAAAUGAUGUUGAUAAUCCAAGAGAGUAUGAUACUAGAGAUUUUUAUAUUUACGAUAUAUCUACAAAGACUUGGACGAGUUAUCGGGACUCAAAUGUUCAUGUUCCUUAUCCUAGAUCCUUUCACUCUACUACUGUUAUAAAUUCUUCUUUAUACAUAUACGGAGGACAACAAAUAACGUCUACUUCAACACCUCAUUCUCAAAUCCACGACGAUGAAGAUUUAUGGUGUUUCACAUUUAGUCCGCCUGAAAAAUGGCAAAAAUUAUUUUCUCCAAGAAAUUAUAUUUCAACCACAUUCUCGUGUGGAAUUAGAGGAGAAUGGCAUGCCACUACUGGAAAGUGUGUAGGUAGAAGACGCGGUGCGGCAAUGUUUAGCGUUGGAAAUCGAGUUGCAGUUCUAGGAGGUUAUGAAAGAGAUAAUUGGAAAUGGUGCGUUAGUGAAAUCACUACAACCGAUGGAGAGGACGGUAUGGAUGGUGAAGGUAUUUCCAGAGAAAACGAAGAUGAAACAAGUGAAAGUAAUGAAGAACAACAAAAAUCUAUUAAAGCUAUAAAUAAAGAACAACAUAGAAGAGGAGUCAAGGAAGAGAUAAAAGAACGAAAACAAGUAAAACAAGAAAAACCUUGGGAAUUAUGCAAAUUAUAUCUACCUGAUAAAAAAAGAUGGGAUCAGGUUCAAAUCGUUGAUCUACCUGAAAUGGAGUGUGUCGCUAUUACCAAGGAUCAUACUAAUAAACCGUUCGAUGUUUUCAUUAUGGGUCGUAGAAGAGGAGAUACUGAAGAACAAGGAAUGAUUAUGGGGUGGAUUAAAGAACGUUUCAAUGUUUAG
This is a messenger RNA of Funneliformis mosseae, 1506 nucleotides long. The record is from the annotation of a GenBank genome assembly. NCBI's taxonomy places the organism in Eukaryota, Fungi, Glomeromycota, Glomeromycetes, Glomerales, Glomeraceae.